UUUUUGCAUUCCGAAAAUAAUUUCAAUGUGAACUUAGCAUUAGUUUGCAUCACAAACGUAAUAAUAAUUACGCAACAUUAGUACAAGGUUCCGAGAAUUAUAUUGAAAAUUAACUAUGAACUUGGGAUAGUAGAUUAAAAUUGGCAGUAUUCCCAGAAAUUGGCGAACUGAGAAGUUGAUUCGUUGGUGGUCAGUAUUAAUUUGAAAGGCUGUGAUCUACAAUAAGAAAAUGGUUUUAUUGUCCAAAGUCAGAGCAUUUACGAAUAAGUAUCCGAUCAUUCGAGGAAUAUUAUCUUAUGGGGCUAUAUGGCCUGUUUCCAAUGUAAUCCAACAAACCAUGGCUGGAAAAAAAAUUGAUAAUCUGGACUGGAUACAAGUUGGUCAGUUUGCCCUUUUCGGUUCAUUUUACGUUGCACCAUCUCUUUAUGCAUGGGUGAGAAUUUCUUCAAUUAUAUGGCCACAGACUACCUUCAAAAUUGGCGUAAUCAAAGCAGUCGUUGAACAAUUCACAUUCGGACCUUUUGCAAUUUCUUCCUUUCAUUUCUGGAUGAGUGCUAUGGAGGGAAAAUCAUUUGAUGAUUCUGUAGAAGCAGUACGACAGAAAUUUUUUCCUACUUGGAAGGUGGGAAUGUGCUACUGGGCUGUUUUGCAAUCCAUAAAUUUCACCUGGGUAUCAGAAAAGAACAGAGUCCCAUUCGUCAGUUGUUGCAGCCUUGUUUGGUGCUGCUUCCUUUCCCAUAUGCAUCAGCUUCAACUCAAGCAGAGGGAGAAAGAAUUGGCCAAAUUCGUUUUAUGAAGAAGACAAACCAUUCCAUUUUCGUCAACAUCUGACAAUAUUAUCAUUAGACCUUGAAAUCUAUUUUAUUAAAUAAAUAAUCGAAAUCAA
This is a messenger RNA of Harmonia axyridis, 886 nucleotides long. RefSeq names its product mpv17-like protein. Bases 230 to 796 code for a protein of 188 amino acids. NCBI's taxonomy places the organism in Eukaryota, Metazoa, Arthropoda, Insecta, Coleoptera, Coccinellidae. The record is from RefSeq and is a predicted model, not a curated record. The transcript is spliced from 4 exons. Gene Ontology annotation, cellular component: membrane; cytoplasm.